Linum tenue is the source of this 676-nucleotide messenger RNA. The record is from the annotation of a GenBank genome assembly. Lineage: Eukaryota; Viridiplantae; Streptophyta; Magnoliopsida; Malpighiales; Linaceae.
CCCAAAUUUACAGUUCCAUUUCCCGUAAUGAUCACCUACCUCCCCAGCUUAAUUACUACUUAUACUGACUGAUACUCCAAUUGUCACUCCAGUUUCACUCAGCUAUAGUACCUAGCUACAUUUUCUUGCAUGCCUGCGCAGUCACUUGAUUAUGGCGGCAACCAAGCGAUCUCGAGUUGUUACGACACCGAGCCAGGGGGAGAUCGGGCUGCUCGACAUAGUCCAGCCGAUCGAAUCCUCUCCCGCGCUCUCCCGGGGAAUGCACACAUCUCCCCUGUUCAAUGUCUCCCUGAAAUUGCACCCCCUAACAUCGUCGACGGCCGGAGACUCCAGAUCGGAGGCCAAACGCCUUUCUCGGGGUUUGUUCUUGUUCGGACCCGCCAACGACGACGACGACGACGAGACGGAGAGACUAGAUUUGAAGCGGAAGCAGAGGCAGAGGCGGCGGCCAGGGGAAGGGUACUGUGAGUUUCUGGAAGGGUGUUACUUGUGCCACAAGAAACUCGACCUCUGCCAUGUGUAUAUGUACGGUUACUUGGGUGCAUUUUGCUCUCCCGAGUGCCGGGAGAAUCAGAUUGCAGUGGAUGGGUUUGACCAGCAAGUGUCCAAAGAAUCAUCCGCCAUGGUUAAUUUGUUCAUGCAGAAGGGAUAUCUUGGUGAAUCCGCCAGGGUUAGG